ACGCUUGAGGACAAGGCAACGGCCUGCCAGAUGCUUGUCUGUUACGCCAGAGAACUGAAGGAAGGCUUUGCGCCGUACUGUGAAGAGGUCCUGGAGACCAUGCUCCCCCUGCUCACACUGUGUUUGAACGACGAGAAAAUGAUCAAGCAUCUUGUCCGUCUGUAUCGUGUGGAAGAGCAGAUCACUGAUCCGCUACGCUUGUAG
Molecule: messenger RNA, 204 nt
Organism: Dibothriocephalus latus
Lineage: Eukaryota; Metazoa; Platyhelminthes; Cestoda; Diphyllobothriidea; Diphyllobothriidae
Source: the annotation of a GenBank genome assembly